AUGUUUGGUGGUGGAAGUAGCGGUCCGGUGGACACCGCCCUCUACACAACUCUCGGUGUGAAACCCGACGCAUCGCAAGCUGACAUCAAAAAGUCUUACUUCAAACUUGCGAAGGAAUACCAUCCAGACAAGAACUCGGAUCAUGGAGACAAAUUCAAGGAGAUCAGUUUCGCUUAUGAAGUUCUCUCUGACCCCGCCAAGAGACGUCUCUAUGAUGCUAGAGGUUUGGAAGGCGUUCAGGGUGGCGGCGGAGGCGGUGGUGGAGGAUUCCCCGGUGGUCUUUUCUCCCACUUCUUCGGACAAGGAGGAGACGAUGACGAUGACGACGACGAUAUGGGUGGACAUCCAUUCGGCGGACUAUUCGGAGGACUUGGUGGUCACCGAGGUGGCCCACGUCGGCGGAAGUUCCAAGACACCGUUCAUCCCCUUAAUGUAACCCUUGAAGAGCUUUACCUUGGAAAAACAUCCAAGCUGAAACUGUCCAAGAAAGCACUUUGUAAAACUUGUGAAGGAUCUGGAGGAAAGAAAGGAGAAAAGUACAAGUGUGACGGAUGUCGCGGACGAGGAGUCAAGACUAUUGUUCAACAAAUCGGCCCCGGAAUGCUUCAGCAGAUGCAGGUAGCCUGCGACGCUUGCAGAGGUACCGGUGGAAAGGUUCCUGCUGGUGACAAGUGCAAAGGAUGUAAUGGAGAUAAAUACGAGAAUGUUUCAAAAAUUUUGGAAGUGCACGUUCUUCCGGGUAUGCGGCAUGGUGAUAAGAUUACUUUCAAAUCAGAAGGCGACCAAGCUGAUCCCGACGGUGAACCAGGAGACGUUGUUAUUGUCGUUCAACAGAAGGAACAUGAUCUUUUCAAAAGAGAUGGAGACGAUCUUCAUAUUACCAGAAAACUCUCACUCAAUGAGGCUCUCUGCGGGUACAAUUUCCUCAUCAAGCACCUUGACGGACAUCCAUUGGUUCUUCGUAGCAAGCAAGGAGACAUCAUCAAACCAGGAACAGUACGAGGAGUUCUUGGAAAAGGAAUGCCAAAUAAGAAGUAUCCGGAGCUGAAAGGAAAUCUUUUCGUUGAAUUUGAUGUUGAAUUCCCGAAAGAUCAUUUCUUAGAUGAUGAAAAAGCUUAUAAUGUUCUACGCAGCUGUUUCCCGGCAACCAAAGUCAUCAAUGUUACGCCUGGAGCUGCCGAAGUUUCUGUAAUGGAAUAUGACGAAAAGAAGUACAGUCGAGGACGUGGAGGAGAUGCUUAUAAUGAAGACUCUGACGAAGAACAACAAGAAGGCCACCACGGACAAGGCGUUAGAUGCCAACACCAAUAG
Caenorhabditis remanei is the source of this 1311-nucleotide messenger RNA. RefSeq lists its product as uncharacterized. The transcript has 4 exons. Gene Ontology annotation, molecular function: Hsp70 protein binding; ATP binding. The coding region runs from base 1 to 1311 and encodes 436 amino acids. Gene Ontology annotation, cellular component: cytosol; cytoplasm. NCBI's taxonomy places the organism in Eukaryota, Metazoa, Nematoda, Chromadorea, Rhabditida, Rhabditidae. The record is from RefSeq and is a predicted model, not a curated record. Gene Ontology annotation, biological process: protein refolding; response to heat.